GGUUUAGUCUGAGGAGAGGCGGAGGAAGCGCACGGGUCUGGGGAGAAGGAAAAGAAGAAAAAGAAAAGGGAGAGACCAAGAGGGAGGGGAGCGGGGAGGAUGUGAAAGGCACCGGGAACCAGCGAGAAUGAGAGCCGGACCCGAGUGAGCUGCGUCAUGGCCUCGAACUCAACGGACAUCGUCAGGCAGGGAUACGUGAGGAUGAAGAGCAGGAAGCUGGGGAUUUAUCGGCGUUGCUGGCUGGUAUUGAGGAAAUCUUCUAGCAAAGGUCCAUGGCGACUUGAAAAAUACCCGGAUGAGAGGUCUGUGCUUCUGAAAGCCUCCCCUAAGGUAACUGAGAUCAGUAAUGUGAAGUGCAUCAUGAGGCUCCCAAAGGAGACCAAGAGGCAAGCAGUUGCCAUAAUAUUUUGUGAUGACUUGGCCCGUACGUUCACAUGUGACUCAGAGCUGGAAGCAGAAGAGUGGUACAAGGUUCUCUCUAUGGAAUGCCCAGGAACAAGAGUGACCGAUUACAACCUAGGGGAGCCUGAUCUGCUGACGCCAGGUGUACAAAAUGAACAGACAGAGCGAUUUAGUGUCUUUUUAUUGCCCUCCUCAAACCUGGAUGUGUAUGGAGAGUGCAAGAUGCAAAUUACCCAGGAAAAUCUCUACCUCUGGGACCCACACAACCCUCGCACCAAGCUGCUGUCCUGGCCUCUCUGUGCUCUGCGGCGAUAUGGAAGUGAUUCCUCACGGUUUACUUUUGAGGCAGAACGAGUGUGUGGAAUCAGUGAGGGUCUGUUCACAUUCCAGACUCUGGAAGGACAGCAGAUCUAUGAGCGGGUGCACAAGGCUGUCCUGGCGUUGGCUGAACAGCACAAGAAUCUUCUCCUUGAGAUGGAAAAAAACUCCCGUCGACUAAACAAGGAUGCAGAAAACAUCAGCUACCCAUCCCCCACCACCUCCAUGCUGCCCCGUAGCGCAUACUGGCACCAUAUUACUAGUGGCCAGAGCAAUGCAGAGUCUUCCAGCAACAUCCGUGUACCAAGUGGCAGAGAAUCAGAUCCUAUCACCAGACGGAUGCGUGAUCGGAAGACUUCAGCAUGUGAAAGGAAGCUCCCCACUUCAGCCUCUCAGUGACACAGUCUUGUCUUUACCCAGCCUAAUCCAAACCUAAGGGCCACUGAAGGCUUAGUGAACAAGAAGGUAUUAUGUGACGCUGUACCUGUACUACUAAGGAAUUAACCUACAUGCCCGUAUUGGCUUCUUAGGAAGUAGGAGCCCGAAAGACAUUCUUUGUGUCUUGUCUUUCUUAGAAAGAAGUCACUAAUGGAAACUGCUCUGAGAUUUUCUACCAAGGAAGGACUGCAGUUUGUGUAUGUCUGCACAAUAAAAACAAGUGCUCUGAAAUGA
Molecule: messenger RNA, 1392 nt
Organism: Xenopus laevis (African clawed frog)
Lineage: Eukaryota; Metazoa; Chordata; Amphibia; Anura; Pipidae
Gene: dok4.S
Product: docking protein 4 S homeolog
Exons: 8
Coding region: 157-1119 (320 amino acids)
Biological process (GO): cell surface receptor protein tyrosine kinase signaling pathway
Cellular component (GO): cytoplasm
Source: RefSeq, a predicted model, not a curated record